AUGGAGAAGUACACCAAGUGCCCAAUUGACCUGCAGCAGCUGCAGCUGGAGAUUGUGAUCUCUGAGGAGUCUGAGCGCGACGUCCAGCGCCAGUCGCUGCAGCGCGUGGCCGAGGAGGUCGACGACCGCGACUGGCGCUCGCGCGCCCCAGCGUCAGACGAGCCUGCCUGGGCCUCUGGCCAGGGGCAGCAGCAGCAACAACAGCAGGAGAGGUCGCAGCAGCGGGGCCCGCAGCAGCAGCAGCAGGCGCAGAACGCGGGCGGGGGCCAGGGUCAGCAGCAGGCGCAGGCCCAGCAGCAGGGCAAACAGCAGGGGCAGCAGCAGUGGCAGGGCGGCAAGGAGCUGCCGAAGAUCCAGAAGGCAGAGGACCUCGGGCGGCAAAAGUACGUGGUCGGCGCGGCGGUGGAGGGCAAUGACAGGGCGAUCCGCUCGGUCAAGGGCAUCCUGAACAAGCUGACGCCCGAGAAGUUUGACCGCCUGCUCGCCCAGCUGCUCUCCGUCAUCACCAACGCCGCCAUCCUCAAGGCCACUAUCGCGCUCGUGUUUGAGUCGGCCGUCGCGCAGCCCACGUUCUGCGCCAUGUAUGCCGACCUCUGCCUGCACCUGUCGCGCGAGGUGCCCGAGUUCCCGCCGGGCGAGGGCGACACGCGGCCGAUCAAGUUCAAGCGCAUGCUGCUGAACACGUGCCAGGACGAGUUUGAGGGCGUGGCGGAGGCGCGGGAGGAGCUGCAGCAGAUCAGUGACGCGCAGGAGCGCGCCGCGGCCGAGAAGCGCGUCAAGACGCGCACCAUGGGCACGGUGCGGCUGAUUGCUGAGCUGUACAGGCAGGAGGUCGUCAAGGAGAACAUCAUAUUGGUGUGCAUCAGGGAGCUGCUAGAGGCAGCGAACCCCAAGUCCGUGCCGGCAGAGGACUCUAUCGAGGCGGCGUGCGAGAUGAUCACGAUCUCGGGCAAGGCCCUGGCCGCCAGCGAGGACAAGAAGACGCGCGACGCGCUGGACGGCUACAUGGCGCGCCUGCAGCGCCUGCAGGACGCCAAGGAGCUCAGCAGCCGCAUCCGCUUUGUCGUGCGGGAUGUCGUGGACAUGCGGCGCAACAAGUGGGUGCCGCGCCGCGAGACGUUCACGGCCAAGAAGCUGGACGAGGUGCACGCGGAGGCGGAGGCGGAGCUGGGCAUGGUCACCGUCGCGCGCAUCGCCGACCUGCCCGCGCUGCCGGUGCAGAGGGCGGGCCUGACGCAGGACGACUUCAGCCUGCUGCCCCCUCUGCGCGGCGGCGACGAGGGCUGGGAGUUUGUGGGCAAGCGCAGCGGCGGCCCCCGGGCCUUUGCCGGCAGCAGCGCCCUGGUGGGCGAGUACCGCCCGCCGGAGCCGCUCGCCAGGCCGGCGCCGCGGCCCGCGGCACCGGCGCCCGCCGCCGCGGCGCCUGCGGCCGCGCCCGCUGCAGCUGCCAGGCCCGCCGCAUCUGGCAAGCCCCUCGGCCCCGACGACAUUGAGUCGAAGUCAAAGUCGCUCUUCCGCGAGUUUGCGUCCGUCGGCGACUUUUCAGAGGCGGCCACCUGCGUGCGGGAGCUGCGGGACGCGCCAAAGGCGGCCGGCGUGGUUGACCUGUCCGGCGUCGUGGUCACCGGCCUGUCGGAGGUGUUCGACGCGACCGCGGAGAAGCAGCAGGCGGCGCUCGCGGGGCUGGUGGUGCGGCUGGCGGCGGAGGGGGUGGUCAAGGGGGCGGAGCUGUUGAAGGGGCUCGCGCACUAUACGGAGGGGCUGGAGGACCUGAGCCUGGACAUCCCAAAGGCCCCCGAGCUGCUGGGCCGCGUCGUCGGCGCCGCCGCCGCCAAGGGCGCCCUCGCGCUCUCCGAGCUGCCGCAGCUGCUGUCGAAGUGCGAGGGCGCGGAGCCCAAGCGCAAGCUCGCCGGCGCGGCGUUCAGGGCGGCCGCGGCGGAGGGCGGCGGCGAUGCCAAGCUGGCGCAGCUGUGCGCGGCGGCGGGCAUCAGGGCGGGCGAGUUUCUGAAGGCUGAUGAGUUUGAUGGGGACCUGCCCAGCGUCGAGGACUGGCUCAAGUCGGAGGGCCUCUCCGCGGUGCCCAUCUGA
Monoraphidium neglectum is the source of this 2088-nucleotide messenger RNA. Its product is annotated as Eukaryotic initiation factor iso-4F subunit p82-34. The record is from RefSeq and is a predicted model, not a curated record. The transcript has 10 exons. Gene Ontology annotation, cellular component: eukaryotic translation initiation factor 4F complex. Gene Ontology annotation, molecular function: translation initiation factor activity; mRNA binding; protein binding. Bases 1 to 2088 code for a protein of 695 amino acids. Lineage: Eukaryota; Viridiplantae; Chlorophyta; Chlorophyceae; Sphaeropleales; Selenastraceae.